UGAGACAGAAAAAGACUAUAAAAGACUGUUACGACUGUUGACAACUUUUAGUCCGGUUAGUGUGGUUUCCUGGCAAGAUCCUGACAGUGACCCGGUUGCUCGUGAUGUGAACAAACGUGGAGAAUAGACGCGAUAUAUAUUUUUUUUAAAUCACGAUCACAAGAAGAAAAAAAUACAUAGAAAACAGUGAUAUAUGAUCAGCGGAACAAGCCGAAGCGGCAAAGUUCAGUGGAAUAACAGCAGCAGAAGCCGUCGCCACCAGCAGCAGCACCACCGCUAUCGUUGCCGUCGCCAGGAGCAGGGACAGCUAGAACCUCGGAUAACACAAUCCAGGGCUGUUACUGGCUGGUCCAACUCCGUCGUCACCAGUUACCAUCACAGAAGUGGCGGUCGCAAUCGUUGUACCUUAUAACGAUCGCACCCGCUAAACGAGCGACGACAACGACUUUACGAUCAUCGUUCGUUUUCUUCGUCCUUCCUUACUCUCGAUCAUUCUUCCUUGGUCCCAAUUUUUCCACCCAUCGACAACUUACUCACCUGUCCUGCACGCGCAAUAACAGCACAAGUACUAAGUCCUUGGUUCGCUGCCUAAUUUGAUUUACACCAAGGAAUCAUCCCACUACAGCGCUGUCAAAGCACACGUGGAUAGGGUGCGCGGGGUAUAACUGCGGUGUGCCGGCCAAAGCAUUGUGAAGAAGAAAAAAAAAUAAUCAAAUUAUUCAGUGUCUACCCGCUCGGUGCGUUGAGUGGAAUAUAUAUUCGUGUUUGCACCAAAGCACAGGACAACCGUGCAGGAAACGUGAGUCCAGUGUGGCAACUAUUUCCAGUUAGACCACCGGAAGGACCCACAGCAAAAUUGCUAAAGUGUGAUCCUUCACACUUAGCACCACACACACUCAAUCAUGGAGUGUUGCCUGUCCGAGGAGGCCAAAGAGCAGAAGCGUAUCAAUCAGGAGAUUGAGCGGCAGUUGCGACGAGACAAACGGGAUGCCAGGCGUGAGCUGAAGCUGUUACUAUUAGGUACUGGUGAAUCGGGUAAAUCUACGUUCAUCAAACAGAUGCGUAUUAUCCACGGUAGCGGUUACUCGGACGAAGACAAGCGUGGCUUUAUUAAACUAGUGUACCAAAAUAUUUUUAUGGCAAUGCAGUCGAUGAUUCGGGCGAUGGACCUGCUGAAGAUACAGUACAGUGAUCCAGCGAAUAUGGAACACGCGGAGCUGAUACGAAGCGUGGAUUUUGAAACGGUGACCACAUUUGAACCACCAUAUGUUCAAGCAAUCAAGGAUCUGUGGGCUGAAGCCGGUAUCCAAGAAUGCUACGACAGGAGGAGGGAGUAUCAGCUAACAGAUUCAGCCAAAUAUUACCUUAUGGAAAUAGACCGUGUGGCGGCGACCAACUAUCUUCCGACGGAACAAGACAUUCUGAGAGUGCGUGUGCCCACGACAGGAAUUAUCGAGUAUCCCUUCGAUCUGGAGGAGAUCCGGUUUAGUUACCUAAGCGAUCUGGCACGUAUCGAAGCUGAAGAUUACCUCCCAACCGAGCAGGAUAUUCUGAGAGCUCGAGCACCGACAACCGGAAUCCUAGAGUAUCCGUUCGAUUUGGAUAGUAUUGUAUUUAGAAUGGUUGACGUCGGAGGACAAAGAUCUGAAAGAAGGAAAUGGAUUCAUUGCUUCGAGAAUGUGACAUCGAUCAUCUUCUUAGUGGCGUUGUCAGAGUACGAUCAGAUUCUGUUUGAGUCCGAGAAUGAGAACCGUAUGGAGGAAUCGAAAGCUUUAUUCAAGACUAUCAUUACGUAUCCAUGGUUCCAACAUUCAUCGGUAAUUCUGUUCUUGAACAAGAAGGAUUUGCUGGAGGAAAAGAUAAUGUAUUCGCAUUUGGUAGACUACUUUCCAGAGUAUGAUGGACCACAAAGAGACGCAAUAGCUGCCAGAGAAUUUAUACUCCGUAUGUUUGUAGACUUGAACCCAGAUUCGGAGAAGAUUAUCUAUUCGCAUUUCACAUGCGCAACCGAUACCGAAAACAUUAGGUUUGUGUUCGCUGCCGUAAAGGAUACGAUACUGCAGUCUAAUCUAAAGGAGUACAAUUUGGUUUGAACUACAAUAUCGUCUUCGCCAUGGUCAUCGUCUUCAGCAUGGCUGGUACCGGAACACCGCCUCUACUCUUUUCCUAGUACGAGUUGCAGCAGCCGCAGCAGUAGCAGCAGCGGAAGCAACAGUAGAUGUAGUCGUAAUAGUAGUAACAGUAGCAACAACCGCAGCUAUAAAAUAGCUGCAAUGUUCACCAUCACCUUCACUACGACCCUUUCAAUGUAACCAAAGAUCACCAGGACAGGGGAACAACACCACAAAAAAACUACUCUCUGUGUGAUCCUCGUUGCCAAAAAAAUCACAUCCUCUUCAUCGACUGCAACAACAAAACGGCACCGCCGAAGGUAAACCAGCUAUAAUGCAUGAGCAAAUAGUCAGGUUGCUACCAGAUUGGUUGAAGGGACACUGAAGCUACUUUUACUGUACAGCAAACAAUAGAACGAUACGCUAGAACAAAAAAAACUACCGCAUAUUACCGAAAGACAAAUAUAUUCGCACACAAUUUACAUUGAAAGUCAAAGAGUGAUGUUAACAAUCACGCAUACCCACAACCAUUAAAUGAAUAAUUGAGUAAAAGUGACUAGAAUACAGCGCAGAUUCGAUGGAAAUGAAUUUCCAUGUAUUAACAAAAAAAGUAGCACUCAGACGGCGGAAGCAAACUUGCAUUGUAGACCGAUCGAACACAUUAAAAACAAAGUGAAAAUUGAGAUUAAGCCAUAACUUGCCAGUUUUUUAUAUAUACAUAUUUCGACACUUUCUUUUAUCGCCAAAUUCACAUCAUGCUCACGAAACGAGACUUUUCAGCAGAUCAGAAUGGAAUGGAAGUUUCCUUUCGCGCGCCCGUUUGGAAUGGCUAUUAUUGUCGUAUUUUAGUGAUAAUGAUGCAAUGCCAGCACAACCAUUUUAUAUAAUGAAAAAAAUUGAUAGAUUCGCUUCGUUUUACACUGACAAACUAAAGAAAGGAAAAAAAGUGAAACAUUUUAGUUUUUGUGCAUUUCUUAACUAAUAGGGAUCACCGUUUAGGAUACACGCUAAAACGAAAACUGAGGUUAGUAGAAAUCAUUUCAAAACAAGGAAAACGAGUGCACCGUGCAUACAUACUAAAGUGUAAUAGAAGCGAUAGCUUUUUUACUCUAUUUUGUUUUGUUGUUGAACCCUUUCCUCAAUUUACCACUUUGAGUUGAUGGAUGUUCGAGUCUGUACAGUUCUCUGUUUUUUAUGAAUCGUUUAGAUUAUAUUUAUUUAAUUUACGUUUUAAAUUAAAUUAUUAGUUCUUUAUAUCGUACAUUGUUUUCUUCAUACAUAUCUUCCGUUUUUUGCGCGUUUGAUGAUUUUGUUUGUUUAUUUUUUUUUAUUAUGAUUGAAUAGUUCAAACAACACGUACAUACUUACGGCGAUAAUUUAGCACUUUUUGCAACUACACAGUGGUGCAUGUAAUGCGCUGAAAAAUAAAACAAGGUAACAAUCCGCACACCCACGCAUACACGCAUACCUAGGUACACGAAACUGCAUUGAAAGAAAGGAUAAAUGUUUAUAUAUUUAUACAUAUACAUAAAAGGAGAAUAUACAAAACGUAAAACUAUUUAUUCAGCAAAUAUUUAGAAUUAUUUUUCAGCACAUUAUCAUAAUUGAAUGUAUUUAGCUCGGUAUUUAGAAAUGGUUGCGUUUUUAAAUCCGGAUCUUCACUGUUCACUGGCUUGUGCUGUUCGGUGCUAGCAGCAUCGUUUAUUACACACUAACACCGACCAGCAGUGGCAAAUGAUAGCACCCAGAAGAAUCCGUUCAGUCCCAAAAUUUAGUUGUAAUUUUUACGUAACUAUGACUGUGAGAUAAAAUAAUAAUCAUUUACGCAUAUUACUUGUAUUAAACAUUAACGGUUUAUAUUGUUUAUUGUUUAAACUUUGAUCUAAUCCUCUACGUUCGAAAAAAGAAAAGCAAAACAGCUGGCAAAGCGGCAUCCAUAUGUUCGCUGCUCGUACUGUUAGGCAACCCCGCAGCCGUCACCAUUAUUCGAUGUACAAUACUGUAUAAUGUAUAAUAACCGCUUAUUUCAUUCUAUUCACGGUUUAUUUUGUUUUUAACGAUGUGUUUUUUUCACACGACGAAUAUAAUUAAGUGUAUAUACCUUUAUUGUUGUGUUUUUAUCUUUUAUUUGAAUCGUUCUUCUCCUGCAUUGUUCCUAUUGAGAACUCGUUCGCUAUUUUUCAUUGGGAUAAACAUGAGAAGAAGAAAAAAUCAGUCAAAUUCGUACUACCAAUUUUCCGGAACGAAAAUGAGACCACAUUCGCUGGCUAAUUUUGUUUCAUAAAAAGUAAGCAUAAACCCAUUUUAAUGUGUAAUAUUAUUCAUAAUUUUAUAAUUAACUUAAAUGGUAAACAAUUGAAAUUAACCGAAAGAAUCUUUUCUAUACGAGAAGACGAACAGUGGAGGUUGCAAGUAAACCAGAAGAAACGUGUAAAUAUUUCACAUAGAUUCUGAAAAGAAAAAGAAAUGAAAAUACUGAUAACUCAGUCCAGUUGGUGCGCGUACCGACAGUGGCCUGUACUUCAGUUCUUUGAAUGAGUAUUUUGUGCUGCUUUUCUACCCUCAAAUUGCGCUGUUUCGUACAAUUUCCGAACCAAAAUGAAUUACGAAUUAUGCUGAAACAACAAUGUGGAAAACGAUGCAGAUCAUUCACACUUGCUUGCCACACAUACACAUUUACAGAGGAGUAAAAAAAAGCGGGGGGCGUAUGAUAGCAGUAUGUCUCCAGGAUCAACGGCAACCAAGAAAGGUCUAGUAUUACACAUAAUACCCGUUUUCACACCACUCGAUUAGGCAAAAAUCAAGCAAAAAAAUAUGAAAAAGAGAAUAGUCACUAAGACGAACAAGGCAAAUAUCGAUCGAAAAAAUGCGUAGACAUUUGCUUCUUCUUUAAAAACAAAAUAAGGAAUCAACUAUUUAUAGGGAAGUCAUAGAGCAACGAAACAAGCUAAAAGUAAUUGCAAAACAGACAUUUUGCUCUAUUUUGUACGACACGAUAAAAAACCUCUCUGCGGUACGUAAAAAUAAAUGGAAAAUAAAAUCAGCAUAGGCUUUAGAUAGUUAGAUUAAAUAAUUUUGAUUGGCCCGAUAAUUCAACAACCAUGUGAAAUUGUUAUGGGUGAAGUUUCACGAUUAUCCUAGGUUUGUCUUCUCCUACACUGUCGAUCUACACGCAUAAUAGUCCUAUGUAUAUGAGAUGAAUCCCAUAGAAACAUGGGACGUAUAUGCGUAUGACGGCAGUAAUCCACAUUUAUCGAUUGUUUGCAGUGGUUUAUCGUUCGAAAUCGAACUGUCAGAACCAAGAAAAAAAACCUUUCGUUUGGUAUUCAUUGCUUGUUUUUAUAACCAAUAACGCAAAUGAAACAAAGUGAAAUCUAAUUGUGAUUGUUCCCAGUGAAGAAGCUAGGAAUAUAACGAAUUAUGUUCGUGUCAAGAGAACAACAAGAUCAGUGGUGACAUUUCUGCACGAUACAUACCUACCCGCGACAUCAUUCUACGUGUGUUAUGUUUUUGGUUUACUUCGCAUUGUCUGUUUUUCGACGAUUCGAGUCCUGUACAUACUUUUCAAUAAAACGUAUUUUAAAAUUGUGUUUUUUCACACGAUUCCACGUUGAUCCAGUGUAGAAUCUAUCGUCCUUUAUAUGUAUUAUCAUCAAUCAUUGCUAACUAUAACAAAAAUCACGCCUUUUCCUUGCUUCUUUAUCAGCUGGAAAAUGAAUCACCUUUUAAUGCGCGGUAACUG
Molecule: messenger RNA, 5853 nt
Organism: Topomyia yanbarensis
Lineage: Eukaryota; Metazoa; Arthropoda; Insecta; Diptera; Culicidae
Gene: Galphaq
Product: guanine nucleotide-binding protein G(q) subunit alpha
Exons: 10
Coding region: 903-2093 (396 amino acids)
Biological process (GO): adenylate cyclase-modulating G protein-coupled receptor signaling pathway; phospholipase C-activating dopamine receptor signaling pathway
Cellular component (GO): heterotrimeric G-protein complex
Molecular function (GO): GTPase activity; G-protein beta/gamma-subunit complex binding; G protein-coupled receptor binding
Source: RefSeq, a predicted model, not a curated record